Messenger RNA from Penicillium paradoxum, 1272 nucleotides. Its product is annotated as Acyl-CoA N-acyltransferase. NCBI's taxonomy places the organism in Eukaryota, Fungi, Ascomycota, Eurotiomycetes, Eurotiales, Aspergillaceae. Bases 1 to 1272 code for a protein of 423 amino acids. The transcript has a single exon. The record is from RefSeq and is a predicted model, not a curated record.
AUGGCAUCGGAGAUAUGCAUCUACGAGCACGAUCCAGACACUAUUCUCCCGACCCUCGUAUCUGAACUGCCCUAUUCCACAAGUCUCCUCCGACGAAUCCAGCACGGCAUCGCCUAUCCAUUCAAGACCGCCCGCAUCCUAUCAACUUUCCCGCCCGGCUUAACCCCUGACUCUCGACAGCCAUGGCUGGCUGCACGGGUGGAUCUGUUUCGUGGCCGUGAAACACAGAUCUUUCUGUACUCCAGCCUCGAAGCGGAGCACACGUCAAACCAGCCGAUCGCCCCUGUCAGUGAUAGUCUCGGGGCUAACCCGGGGUCGCAGACAUUAGUGGACACAACAUCCAAUAAUAACACCAAUGACAGCCAGCAUCCCACUAUCUCCUUAAUUUGUACCCUGGUCGCCAGCCAACCCGUCCAGGACCUGGCCCGCGCGCAACUAUUGGCUCUCCUGUCUUAUGUCAAAAUCAACUUGCUGCCACCCUACCUGUCAUCCUUGGCGAAACUGCCUGAAGCCACAUCUAUAGCUGGAAAUAGGUUACUACCGUCUAUUCCCGGCAAAAGGGAUGUCCCCCUGAUCCCUGCCCCAGACCCACAGGCUUUUCUCAUCGGCAGCCUUCAUACAGGUCUAUUUUCGCUCCUUCAGCGAUCGGGCGCUUACACUGCAUCGGACCCGGUACCCAAUAUUCGGGUCCAUCGCUUCGACGAUCCGCCUUAUCUCAAGUACUUUUUUCGCAGAUCGCACUUCAGCCCCGAGGAAGAGUCUGGAAAGUUCGUAGAUCACCCAUCAGUCGAUCUAUCGCUCCCGCCUGGAUACAGGUUCCAUGACCGGGCCGGGAGAGAGGGCGUUCUAGACGAGCAUCUGGAUCUUGUGCAAAGUCGGACCCACAUCCCUAGAUCGAGAUCGCAGUUGUCCAUGAUGCCGGGUAUGGCAGUCUACGUGAAUGAUCCGGGAGAUUCCGAUGAAAUGCCUAUUGCCUGGGGAUUUUUGGGAUUGGACGGGGCGCUGGCGACGUUGCAUGUAGAGCCGGAGCAUCGGGGUCGGGGGCUAGCGGUUCCCUUAUCUAAGGCUAUUAUGCGUCGUGGGAUGGCAGUGGAUGGUGUUUUUGGAGCUGGCAGCGUCAAUGUCGAGGACAGUCAGGCCCGAGAGCGUGUGGGCAAUUGGGCUCAUACUGAUGUUGCUAAUUAUAAUAAAGCGAGCCGGAGGGUGAUGGAGAAGAUUGGGGGUCAGGUUUUGACAACUGUUACAUGGGCUGUUCUAGAGCUGUUGGAUUGA